Molecule: messenger RNA, 1331 nt
Organism: Drosophila persimilis
Lineage: Eukaryota; Metazoa; Arthropoda; Insecta; Diptera; Drosophilidae
Gene: Syx18
Product: syntaxin-18
Exons: 2
Coding region: 26-1216 (396 amino acids)
Biological process (GO): intracellular protein transport; retrograde vesicle-mediated transport, Golgi to endoplasmic reticulum
Cellular component (GO): SNARE complex; endoplasmic reticulum; membrane
Molecular function (GO): SNAP receptor activity
Source: RefSeq, a predicted model, not a curated record
AUAAAUUAAAAAGUUAGCAAAUAGGAUGGACAUAACCCAGCACUUUAAGGCGAGUGUCAUGGCGGUGCGCCUGCAGCGUAAGACUGAGCUGGCUUCGUCCGGCAAAGGCAAGCCCACGGCAGGACCAACGAAGCCUACUGGACCCCGGGAUGACUUCGCCAUUGAGGCCAAAAAGGUGUGCAACAAGAUCACAGAUCUGCGCAAUCUUCUCAUAGAGAAUCGCACUGCCUACAUGAGGAUUGGCCAGCACCUGAAGAGUGCGGCGCACAUGACAGAUGCCCAACGCAAUUUAAUCGAUCGGGAAUCGGAGAAAUUCGUUGCAGUCUACACGCAGCUUCUGGCCAAGAUGCGUAUCGAAUGGAAGAGUGUGAAGCGGAAGCCCCAGGAGCAGCAGCACAUCGAGGCCGUGCUCGACUUGUUGGUGAGCUAUCUGCACGGCGUGGAGCAGAUAUAUCUGGAUCAGAAAAAGUACCGUGUCCAGCAUGAACUAGAGACAUACAGACUGCUCAAGCUGGCGGCAGACAAAAAGAAGAUACCCGUCCGUCCAGCGGGCGGACAAAGUGCUAAGAUCGGUAAGCGCCAGAUCAGCAAUGGCAGAGCCGAAAGCAAUGAGGCGUCGCCGUCGGACGAUGGCGCUCCCAACGACUUCGGCGACAACGAUUGGAACACCGAUGGGUGGGGCGAAUGGGAUGACGACGAAGAUGAGAAUGUGAAUGAUGAUGAUAGACAGCUGGAGAGCAGUGCACCUCGGUCAACGCGACACAAGUCGCGAACGCGAAAGCACAGCAAGGACAAGAAGGCUGCCCCAAACGACUCUUCGGCCAAGGUGGCACUGGAUGAGGAUAUUCACAAGUCCGCACAGGAGCUGGGUGACGAAGAGGAUUCCCUGAGCGCGGAGGAUGUACAGCUGUUUGAGGCUGAGAAUGUCCACAUAUAUAAUUUCCUGCAAGGGCUCUCCGAGGAGGUAGAGCAGAUUGGGAAGAAUGUGGUGGACAUAGCCCAGCUGCAGGAUAUUUUUACCGAGAAAGUCGCCAUGCAGCAGCACAACAUCGAUCGGAUCGUCAGUGCCGUUGUGGGCAGCACGGAGAACGUCAAAGAUGCCAACGAGCAGAUCCGCCAGGCAACCCAACGAAACGCCUCCGUUCGUGUCUAUUUCCUGUUCUUUUUGAUUGUUAUGUCGUUCUCCUUGCUGUUCCUGGACUGGUACUACGACUAGGACAGGCCUGAGGAGAGCCGCAGUAAAACACGUUUUAUUUAAUCGUUGGAUCGUACUAAUCGACAUAAUUCGUUUAUUGUAUAGUUUAUAAAUAAAAGGAGAAAUGAAAGUGUGA